Pseudonaja textilis is the source of this 1030-nucleotide messenger RNA. NCBI's taxonomy places the organism in Eukaryota, Metazoa, Chordata, Lepidosauria, Squamata, Elapidae. The record is from RefSeq and is a predicted model, not a curated record.
GCUGUUGUAAGGUUUGAAUGGUCACUAAAUGAAUUGUUGUAAGUUGAUGACUACUUGUAUAUAGUUUAAUAGAGCACAGGGUGAAUAUUAACAAAUAGUGGGUCCCAACUGUCUAACCCUUGCUUUUUAAUGCAAAUCCCAAAUAUAUGCAAGAUGGAGUAAGACAAGCCUAUAUUUUUCUAUGCUCAGUUAAUAUCUGAACACUUUUUAGUAGGACAAUACAAAAAACACAUGGUGUUCUUUCUCUCUCAAUUGCUCGAGACAUUUUGAAGGAGUUGGUUGUCUUCAUCUUCUCUGUGGAACCACUAAUAAAGCUUUCUAGAAAAAGAAGAAAGCAAGGAAAGAUCCGGUAAUGAUUCAUAAGUGACCUAUCCAACUAAAACCUGGAACGCUAAUGACCCUACCUGUCAUCCCUUAACAAUCUACUAACAAGCUUAAAAGCACCAGUAAGAAUAGCAUUAAGACACAAAACAGCUCAUACAAAGAAAAGGAACACAGGAUUUAAGGAGAAGCUUUCAUUUUUUAGAAGAAGAUCUAAUGAAGAAAACGUGGUGGAUUUGUAUUUGUGGAAUGAUCAUUGCAGCUUUACUCCCUGCUAGUUGGCAAAUGAUCCUGAAGGAUUCAACAGAUGAGUCUAAAUGGCAGCAGUCUUACAACAUGAAAAGUGCCCACAGCUUUACUUCUGACAUCAAACGCCAUUCUGAAGGGACCUUUACCAGCGAUUUUACUGAACAUUUGGACAACAUGAAAGCCAGAGAUUUCGUGCACUGGCUUAUCAACGCCAAACGUUACAGCUCUACAAAGCGGUUGAUUAAAGAAAAACCCAUCUUCUCAGGCUAUCCACCUGGCUCUUUCUGGCUGAAGUAUAAUUGAAAGGAUAAUACAGGAAUUGGACAUUCCAACCUGCAGUAUUUAAGUGCAUCCAGCAAUGAGACCUUUUGCUGAUACCUUGAUGCUCCUUUUCUGGUUUUUCUGAUUCUCUUUUUCCAGUGAAUUACAGCUACUUCUUUUCCUUGUUGCUAAAUGUAUC